AUGGCGCCUGGAAUGUCCCUCUUCUCGGUCAACGCCGUCAUCAUCCUCAGCACCGACGACGGCUCCCGCAUCUUUGCCAAAUACUACGCCCCGCCCCACCAAGUGCCAGGCACAACCUCCAAGGAAAACCCCUACGCCGACGUCAAGUCGCAGAAGACAUUCGAGAAGGGACUGUUGGACAAGACGGCCAAGCAGAACGGCGACAUUAUUCUCUACGAUAACAGGAUCGUGCUGUACAAGACCGAAUCAGAUGUCAUGGUUUACGUGGUUGGCAGCGUCGAGGAGAACGAGGUUCUUCUGUACAACACCAUCCUUGCGAUCCGCGACUCCCUCCACCUCCUGUUCAAGCAAUCCGUCGACAAGCGGACCAUCAUCGAGAACUACGACCUGGUCUCCCUCGCCAUCGACGAGAUCGUAGACGCAGGCAUCAUCCUGGAGACCGACCCGACCAUCAUCGUCCAGAGAGUCAGCAAAGCCCCAACGCAAGACGUGAAUCUGAGCAGAAUCGAUCUGAGCGAGCAGGGAGUGAACAACCUGGCGCAACUAGGAAAGGCGAAGCUGACGGACUGGCUGCGACAAGGAUUGUGA
Neoarthrinium moseri is the source of this 588-nucleotide messenger RNA. RefSeq lists its product as uncharacterized. The transcript is spliced from 5 exons. Lineage: Eukaryota; Fungi; Ascomycota; Sordariomycetes; Amphisphaeriales; Apiosporaceae. The record is from RefSeq and is a predicted model, not a curated record. The coding region runs from base 1 to 588 and encodes 195 amino acids. Gene Ontology annotation, biological process: intracellular protein transport; retrograde vesicle-mediated transport, Golgi to endoplasmic reticulum; intra-Golgi vesicle-mediated transport. Gene Ontology annotation, cellular component: COPI vesicle coat.